Molecule: messenger RNA, 1693 nt
Organism: Stegodyphus dumicola
Lineage: Eukaryota; Metazoa; Arthropoda; Arachnida; Araneae; Eresidae
Product: membrane-bound acylglycerophosphatidylinositol O-acyltransferase MBOAT7-like
Biological process (GO): lipid modification; phosphatidylinositol biosynthetic process
Cellular component (GO): membrane; mitochondria-associated endoplasmic reticulum membrane contact site
Molecular function (GO): lysophospholipid acyltransferase activity
Source: RefSeq, a predicted model, not a curated record
CAUGUGCUAUUGUUUGUGUUAUGUAACUAGUGUACAGAUUGUGAUGUAAUUGACGAUAUGUAGUUACGGUAUGUUUUAAAGAUUGUUAAAGGGAUCAUUAAAGGAACAUCCCAUGCAUGAAGUACUUUCGAAAAAUCGUUUACCUUUAUUUAGAAAAGUGGUAAUUACAUUAUCUGAAAGAUACCCCACAACUUAGUGACAUGACUCCUGAUGAUACAAUAUAUCUCAUCCUUUUAUUAGUUUCCACAUCAUUUGGUUAUUUCGUCCGUCAGGUAAAGCAUGUCAAAAUGAAACAAUAUGUUUGCACUCUCAUUGGUUUUAUCCUUCUUGCAAUUGUGUCUGGAUUUCAUAUCUUACAUCCAUUAGUUCUGACCACUGUUAAUGCUGUCCUGGUGCUUCAUGUCAAGAGAUUUUGUCACAUUGUCAGUUUUGCAUUUUGUUUCUUAUACUUGCUGUUGAUCAGAACUUCUGAAUAUUUUGGAAUUCCUUCACCACCUGAGAUUACGAAUACAGCAUUAAUGAUAAUGGUAUUGAAGAUGGUUGGAUUAGCCUAUGAAAUAAACAUUUCUUGCUUAAAGCAGAAGUCUGAUGUUAAAGAACCUUAUCUUCAUCAAAUUCCUACAUUCCUAGAUAUUAUACAGUAUUCAUUUUGCUAUGUGGGUAUAUUUGUUGGUCCUUACUUUAAAUUUCAGACAUAUGAGGACAUGUUUACAAAACCUUACAGCACAAAUGUUUCACAUUCAACUUUUUUGAAGAAACGUGUUGUUGUUGUACCUUUAUACAUAUGUUUAUACCUUGUCUCUGAUUAUUUAUUUCCUCUUUCUAUUGCUGUAUCUGAUGAAAUCUGGAAAUUUCCAUUUCUGUGCAGAAUAUUUCUUAUGAUGGUUUGGUUCUUCAGUUUUCGAAUGAGAAUAUAUAUAGCUUUUGUGCUUGCGGAAUGUAUUUGUAUUAAUUUGGGACUUGGUGCAUAUCCUGAGAGUACCUGUCCAAAACCAGGUGCAGGACCAACAUCCAUACAUGGCUUAUAUGUUGAUGAAGAAGAUUCAAGUGCUUUGAAAAAUAUGACAUAUAGCUUUGAAUGUAUUAGAUGUAUGGAUGAAUUUGCAAGUGAAUUCCGUCCAACUAUUAGGGAAGGUAUUAGGUACUGGAACAUGACAGUCCAAUAUUGGUUAGCAAUAUACAUAUACAGAAAAACAGAUGCUUCUAAACCUGUUAAGAUGACAAUAACAAUGUUUGUUAGUGCUAUAUGGCAUGGAGUACGUCCUGGGUAUUAUCUCUCACUUUUGGGAACACCAUUAUUGUUGAUUGCAGAAAUUGAAGUAGAAAAAGCUUUUCGUAAAAAUAUCGAAAAACACUGGCUAACGAUUUAUGAUUAUAUAUGGUAUUGUGUUAAAAUGUUUUCAGUAUCAUACAUGGGUCUUGCAUUUAUUCUACUUGAUGUACAAAGUAUACUUAACUACUGGAGCUCUAUAUAUUAUAUUGGACAUUUUUUUACCCUAUUUAUGUUUUCUAUAGCCUUCUUAAAAAAUAACUGGCCCAGAACAUACACAAAAAGAGAUAAAUUUUUGUCAGUAGAAUCUAACAAGGCAAAAUGAGGUUUUAUAUUUUAUAACAUCUUUAUAUUUAUGAUAAUUUAUGUUUUUGUAUGAUUUUGUAUUAAAUGUACAUAUAUGAAUACAAUUAUUUUUACGUA